This is a messenger RNA of Danaus chrysippus (African queen), 1383 nucleotides long. Lineage: Eukaryota; Metazoa; Arthropoda; Insecta; Lepidoptera; Nymphalidae. The record is from the annotation of a GenBank genome assembly.
AUGGCGCUAUUAAAAAUUUUGCUUGUUGCAUCUGUACUGGGAAUAGCGGUAUGGAUUGGAGUCAACUUAAUGUUCCCGGGUUCGCCUCCAGAAUUGGAUCCCAAUGAAUGGUGGGGAGAGAAAGAUUUACGAGGAAAGCAAGACACUAGCAUUAGACCGUUUAAAAUUAAAUUUACAGAUGAGAUGAUAAAGGAUCUCAAAUCCCGGCUGUCGAACCACCGUAAGCCGGCCCCCGGUCUGGAGGGCGCGGCGUUCACUUACGGGUUCAACAGUGGCCGGUUGUCGUGGUGGACUCAGUACUGGUCGGAGAAGUACCCCUUCAGUGACCGGGAGCAGUUCCUCAACAGUGUGCCGCAGUACGUCACUAACAUACAGGGGCUGGACGUGCACUUCAUCAGGGUCAAGCCUAAGGUUUCCAAAGAAGUCACCGUUGUUCCUCUCCUACUGCUUCACGGCUGGCCUGGCUCUGUGAGAGAGUUCUACGAGGCCAUCCCUCUUCUGACAACACAAACUGAGGGUUACGACUUUGUCUUCGAAGUCAUAGUUCCCAGUUUACCUGGUUAUGGAUUCUCUCAGGGAGCAGUUCGCCCUGGACUUGGGGCAGCCCAAAUUGGGGUGAUCAUGAAGAAUCUCAUGAACAGAUUGGGUCAUAAAAAGUUUUACAUCCAAGGAGGUGACUGGGGAGCGAUUAUUGCUGACACUAUGGCAACUUUGUUCCAAAAUGAAAUAUUGGGCAUGCAUUCUAACAUGUUGAUGGUUGAGAAUACCUGUUCCACUUUGAAAAGACUGAUCGGUGCAUUCAUUCCGUCUUUGAUAGUCGACUCUCAUCUCGCUGACAGAAUGUAUCCUCUCACGAAAUACAUUUCUUAUCUGCUAGAGGAAUUUGGUUAUCUCCAUUUACAAGCAACAAAACCAGACACAAUUGGUGUAGCAUUAUCUGAUUCUCCUGCUGGUCUGGCAGCUUAUAUUCUGGAGAAAUUCUCAUCCUGGACUCGAAUGGAACACCGUUUGAAGGAAGACGGCGGACUAACCUUCCGCUUCACAGCCAAUCAGUUGAUUGAUAACCUCAUGAUGUACUGGACUUCAAAUUCUAUUACCACAUCUAUGAGACUGUAUGCUGAAAAUAUGAGCAACAAAAACCGAGCCCUUGAUAUUGGAAGAUACUCUUCAUCAGUCCCAGCUUGGGCGCUUCAAGCUAAAAACGAGCUGUUCUAUCAACCACCACACAUGAUAAAGUCAAAAUACUCCAAUCUCCUUGGAGUAACUGUCUUAGAUGAUGGUGGUCAUUUCAUUGCCUUCGAAAUGCCGAAAGUCUUUGCUGAAGACGUCUUUAAAGCCGUCAAAGCCUUCAGAGAGUUUCAUAAAACGAAGACGGAGUUGUGA